Molecule: messenger RNA, 7096 nt
Organism: Schistocerca gregaria
Lineage: Eukaryota; Metazoa; Arthropoda; Insecta; Orthoptera; Acrididae
Product: inactive tyrosine-protein kinase 7-like
Exons: 17
Coding region: 77-3388 (1103 amino acids)
Biological process (GO): protein phosphorylation
Molecular function (GO): ATP binding; protein tyrosine kinase activity
Source: RefSeq, a predicted model, not a curated record
CUGUUGUUGGACCGUGCGAGGGACGGACCUCGUGAAAUGGUGCAGCUCUAUCAUCGUCAAUGAAUUUUCGAUCAACAUGCCACUGAAGACCUCCUUCGCGUUGUUGGUGUUCGUUGUCGGCGCGGCGGUGUCCCAGGAGAGCUUCUACUUCGCGGAGAGCCCGUCGGACACGGAGGUGGUGGAGGGCCGGCCGGCGACGCUGCGCUGCCGCGCCUCGCGGCCGGACGCCAUCAGCUACUACUGGGAGGCGGGCGGCGCGCGGCUGCCCAACACGACGCGCCGCCACCAGCGCGGGCCCUACCUGCACUUCACGCGCGUCCUGCGCCACCGCGACGCCGCCGAGUUCGCCUGCAUCGCCACCAACACCUCCACCGGCUUCUCGCUUCGCAGCCGCGCCGUCUCGCUCAUCAUACACUGGCUGGGCGAGCAGGUGAGCGUGCAGCUGCAGAGCCCGUCCGCGGCCGCAGACAUCGCUCCCGGCCACGACGUGUCGCUGCGCUGCAAGGCCGACGGCAGCGGGGACCUGCGCUACGCCUGGUACAGGAAUGGUGAGAGACUAAGUAAGUCUGAACAUCUUGGAAUUCAUGGACAUCGACUGCACAUCAGAAAUGUGAGUGUCGCUGACAAUGGUGUGUACCGAUGCACUGCACACAAUAAAGCUGGUUCAAGAAACAGCACUGUUAACCUGGUACUGACUGUUCCAGGUCAUAAUAUUGCGUCAAUUUUGCAGCCACCAUCAAACCUGCUAGUAAAAAGAGGGGAUACAGCAGUAUUUGACUGCGUUUUUGAGAAUGCUGAUGAAACAGAAUGGUACCUUUGGCCACAUUCUGAAGCAAUCAAGAAUUCAACUAGGUACUCAGUUUUUUCUAAUGGAUCACUUGUUAUAUACAGUGUUAAUGAUGAGCAUCCAACAGAUGACAGGGGCACUUACUCUUGUGUAGGAAUAAGAGGAAAAGAGAAGCAGACAUAUUCUGCUGAGCUGAAAGUUGCUUACCUCCAACCUCUCACAAGCAAUUCAUUUGAACCACCACUCCCAGAUGAUGGGAUCAGAGUGGUGGCAGAGCGGAUGGAGUUUGAAACAACCUGUUUGCCUCCUGAUGGUGAUCCACCACCUCGAGUCUGGUGGCUUGACCCACAAGAGCAUGUCGUUACUGAUACAGGCCCUGUGCGGGUCGAUGACACACGGCUCAUAAUUGCAGCAGCACGCCCGGGGAAGGACGAUGGAAAUUACUCUUGCAUUGCGGAAAAUCUUGCUGGAACCAGUACUGCAAAUCUUCAACUUAUUGUGUCUACUCCACCAACAGUGUUAGCAUCGCCAAUUCCUGUGACAGUGGAAGAAGGAGAGUCAGCUAUCUUCAGGUGUCAGUUUGAAGCUAUGCCUUUUCCAGUAACUAAAGUCCACUGGUUGAAGGAUGGGAAACAACUGAGAGAAGCUGAACACUUGAAAACCAAUCUUCGGACGGGAAUUCUAAACAUUACGGAAGUGUUCUUGGAGGACAGAGGACAGUAUAGUUGCCAAGUUAAUACUACAGGCUUUCCACCUCAAAUCUCCAAAGCUGCUUCUCUUUUUGUUAAAGAAAAGUUGAAAUUUAAUCCACGGCCAGUCAAUAAGAAACUUGAAUUAGGUUCUGAGUCUCGUGUUUAUUGUAAGGCACAGGGUUCAGAUCCACCAGUUAUAAAAUGGUUUAAGGAGGGAGAAAAUAUGUUUGAACUUCCGAAGCAUGUGCAAGACCACAAUGGCACGUUAGUUUUUACUAGAGUUACUAUGAAUGAUAAGGGACGAUACACAUGUGUCGCAACAAACACUCAGGGUAUUAUAAAUGCAACAAUAAACAUUGAUGUAAUAGUGACACCAAAAUUUACUGUACUACCCCAGAAUCCAACAAGAGCAUAUGAAGGCCACUCUGUUAUGAUUCAUUGUAUAGCUGAAGGUGAUCCUAAACCUACAAUCAAAUGGGAUAGAAACAGCAAUUUUAGUGCUUUAGAGCAGGACAGGUUUACAGUCCUAAAGAAUGGUACCCUAUGGGUGAAGGAAGUGCAGCUGUCUGAUGAGGGGCGGUAUGGAUGCACUGCAGGAAACAGUGGUGGUUUUAAGCGAGAAGAAGUUGUGCUUUAUGUGCAAAGUGGUGAAGGGUACCGGCCAAUGGAAGGGUCUGAUGAGGAUUCAAUGAUGACAAAAACAGUGACAAUAACAUUGACAGCUGCAGCUGCAUACAUGGUACUUGUAAUAGGCCUCAUGAUUUGGUGUCGCUAUCGUAGGCGCAAGAGGAAACAAGCGUACAUGGAUGCAAAUGGAGCAGAAGGGACUAAUACACUUUUGACGAAGGCAGAGAAUGGUGAAGCUGUGGGGGAACACACAGAACUAAAGGAGACUGGAGGAUUGUGCCUCACAGGUGGUGCAGGUCCAAGGAGCGAAGGUGAUGGAGGUGACACUGGCCAUUCCCACAGUUCUGGCCACAGCAAGCGCUCUAAAAAUGGCUAUGAUAAAGUUUCAGUCUCUCGCAAGGAUCUUCAUAGUUUAGUUCUCUUAGGGCACUGUGACUUUGGUGAAGUAUUUUUAGCCAAGAUGAGAGGCUUGCAUCUGGAAGGUGAUGAUAAAGUUAAAGAAAAAGAAGACAAAGAUUCUGUUGUCAUGAUAAAAGCACUACAGUCCACAAGGGAUGAAAACUUACUGCAAGAAUUUCGCAGACAGUUAGAUAUGUUUCACAGAUUACAACAUGAGAAUGUAGCGAAACUUGUAGGCUUAUGUCGUGAUGCAGAGCCACAUUAUAUGGUGCUUGAGUACACUGACUGGGGUGAUCUCAAACAAUUCCUUCUUGCAACACGAGGAGGAAAAGAUGGAAUCCGUACUAAAAGUCAGCGGCCUCAACCUCCACAGCUAUCAGUUACACAGAUUAUUCAACUAGCUAACCAAGUUGCUCAAGGAAUGGAGCAUCUUGCCGACCAUAGACUGGUGCACAGAGAUCUUGCUGCGAGAAACUGCCUUAUUGCAUCAAAUCUCACGGUCAAAGUUUCUUUGCCAGGUCUUUGCAAGGACACUUACAGUAAAGAAUACUGCAGUCAUCAUAACCAGAUGAUACCUUUGAGGUGGAUGCCUUAUGAAGCAGUAUUUGAAGACGAUUAUUCAACAAAGUCUGACGUCUAUGCAUUUGCUUGCCUUGUGUGGGAGAUGUUCCACCAAGGAGAGCUUCCAUUCCCCAAAAUGAGUGAUGAAGCAGUUCUCACUGCUUUGAAGAAACAUGAACUACAGUGGAAACCACAUAAAGCAGCACCUCAAUCUUUACAAAGUCUUCUUCUUAGUUGCUGGUCUGAGAGUCCACGUGACAGACCUACAUUCAAUCAGCUUGUUGUUACCAUAGGAGAGAUUUCGAUAGACAGUGAAAUCUGAGUGACGUGUUAGUGAUUGGUGUCUUGCUAGUCUCACUUCUUAUUGGAGUUGUAACAUUUUGUUUUAGUUAAUGACUGAACUGUGCAAAGGAAAACGCAUCAGCUUCAACUUCAGACUCUUUGAAUGUGUGUUUUAUUUAUUAUGUGUGAGUGUGUGCUUUGCAGGAAAGGUAUCAAAUUGUGAUAAUUGACUGAAAAAUGGAAACUGUUCACAUUUAUUAAUUUUUUUUUUUAAACCGAAAAGUUUUACUAAAAAGAUCUCCUUUGUGUGCUAUUGAACACAGACAUUGCCUUAAUACUCUUUAAGUAUUAUUUUACAUAUUGUAUUCUUUUCUCUUGUAUCUAUUGAAAUUGGUGAAACACGUAUCACGUGUUCUAAAAAUGUUUCCACUGUAAUAUAAUAUCGUAACGUUUGAUAUGUGCCCAGCAAGAGAAGUUGUUUACUUCUUCUUUGAUGUUUACAAGUAUUUUGCAUUACAGUAUUAACUCAUAUACCUAUAUACAUAAAUGACUGACCCAGUGUGCAUAUGCAGUUUUAACAAUGGGCUUGUAUUUUUUGAAAAAAGAAGAAGAGAUUUUGUAUGGAGUUACUACAUAUCACAGUUUUUCAAAUUUUAAAUGACAUUUUUGGCAUUUUGAGCUGAAGAAUUAUUGAAUUAAUAUACAGAUGGACCAUACUGUAACAGCUGCCUGGAAAAAAAACAACCAAUUCAAAUUCAGACCAACAGUAGAUAUGUAAAUAACUAUUAUACAUGUUGCAAAGUACCUGUAGCAAAUGCUGCCACUUAUUCUGACAACUUGUAAUUUUUACUUUUAAAAGAAACAAUGUUUUAAAAUAGUGAAAAAGACUUCAGAUGUAUAAAAACAUGGUUGUCUGUUUGGUUACUGUCAUUACUCUGUAAGUACGGAAAAGGGCUUACUUAAACAACUUCUAGAUGAGAACUCCGUAGUUACAUUAAAAAUAUGUGCAAGAUGCAAGUUGCAAACCUUAAAAAAUAAGUAUUUGUGCCUGAGUCAUAUCUGGUCUAUCUGUGAAUAAUAGGUAAGCCUCAAUACAGAAAGAUGAUACCAGAUUUAAUUUUACAAGAACAUAAUAAAAAUUUGUAAUGAUCAAUUAAAGCAAAAAGUUGCAUAUAAAUGUACACAGGAGAUCUUGAUUAUCCUCACUUUGGAUAGUCUAUAUGUUAUGAUCCCUGAAUGCAGGUUUUUGUGUAAAGCAGAUUUGAUGGCAACAUUAUUUAUGGACUGUUACCCGCAUUUUCUUUUGUUCCAUUUUUUAUAUCUUACCAAUAGACAAUCCUUAUAAGUACACAGGUACAGUAAAUACCAAGUGAACUUGGAAUAUACUGCUGAUAUAUAUAGAAACUGAAAUCAUUCUUCCAAACCAUUAUUUUCCUUCUUGAAGAAUAUGAGUAACUCUUUUGGAUGAAUGAAUCUUGUUUUGAUUUUAUUGAAGUCCAUUGAAUUACUUAAUUACAUACUCUGUUUUCAUUAUUUUCUUUCUCAAAGCAAAGUAAAAUUAUAAUUCAGUGUAGAGCAGAAGUUUCUGAUACUUCUGAAAUAUGAGCUUAACUUUCUUAUGAAAACACUUACAAAAAAGAAGUGCUACAUGCAUACCAUUGCCUCAAGUAACAACUGUAUGUCUUAAUUAUUAUUCUAACUGCCUAUCAGAAAAUGCAUUUCAUAAGCUCAAACUGUGAUUCUUAUUAUUGAUAGAUGAUUUUAAAAUGUUCAACAACAUCAAAAAUCGUGAUAAAAAAUACAAAAAGCUUUAAUCUAUUUUUGAAUGAAACAUGUUUGUCUCCCAUUUUAUGUGUAGUUUAUAAUGUAAUUUUAAGAACUGUAUCAAAUAAUAUUUAUGAAUAAUAGUUUUCAUUUUGAUGAUUGAUGCAGUCACACAGCUAGGUAAAUUUUUCUGUGCAUUUAGUUGUCAGUUUAUCAAGCAUGUGCAACAACAUACAUAAAAUUUUCAUAGGAUUGUUGUAAAAUUUUAGCUUUUGUUUUCUACAAUUUUCAUAUGGUAUAAAUUAAACACAAGAACGAAAGCCAAAGAAAAACAACACUGGGUUUCAGAAUAGUGGUUUCUUCAUCUGACAGACAAAGGUUGGAGAAAACAGAACUAUCCAUUGAUGUCUCGUGAAAUCACUGAAUAGUUUAAUUUCACUCAAACUUUUCCUAUGUUCUUUCUUCUGAUAAAUGAAACCCAGGCUCUGGUAACCAAUAUCUCAGUCUUUCUUUUUCCAUGUGUAUUACCCUUCUGUGCAUCUUAUAUACAAGUCCUUUUUAUCUCUGUUCAUUUCUGAUAUAGUAGCUAUUACUAAUGACUUUAUAAAAUAAUUAUGUCCAAACAAUUUUGGUAUUAUUAUUUGUUAAUAAGAUUUUAAGUAAAAUGCAGAUAAUUUUACCCUGUUUAAGCCCACCUUAUAUUUCUACAUGAGAACUAUUCUGGCUAUUAAUUACUGUCUUAGGACAACUGGUGUGAGGAAAAGUGAAGUUGCCAAUUUCAUUGUUUCUUAUGAGUACCUAAUGUUGUAGACAGAAUCAUAAAGUAGUAACCAAACUACAUUAUUCAUAUUGAAUAUUGUACAAGAGACAGUAGUGUACAGAUAAACUGAUUUGUACAUUAUGCUAUAGCUGGACCUAUGCAACCAUCUCCACAGCCACUGUGCAGUGGUAACUGUUUUAGUCUCAUUUGCAGAUUUUCAGACUCCAGUAGAACAUACAGUGUGACAAUUAUUGAAUUGUAUGGAAAAAACAUAAAUUAAUUACAAACUACAGCAUGCCAAACUUUAUUCAGCAUGUGAACAUCAAUAAUUGUCACCCUGUAUGUAACAGAACAAAAUUAAGAAAGUUACCUGAAAGAGCAGCAGGGAAACCCAUUAACAUGAUAAAAUCUUAAUUUGUAGGUAAUUAUUAAUAUCAUUCAGUGUUCUUGUAGCUUUACCUUCUCAUACUUUCAAAUAACCCAGGAGCAAUGUGUUAUCAUUGCAUCCAGCUGUAAGUGUCUCUUAUUGUCACUUCUUUUACUCAUAAUGUCACAUGAAAAUGUUGCAGUCUUUCUUCUGUUUUGAAGUUAUUCUAUAGGCUGUCUCUAGUUAACUGCACUAUUAAAUAUAAUGAAUUUUUCCUCUCUUACUUGUGUGUGCAGAGAUUACAACAAAAUAUUCUUCCAUUGUAAAAUGAGACAACCCCAAUUCAACAUUUACAUUGAGAAAGCUUUGAGUGUUGGAGCAGUUUUUCAAGAAUAAACACAAUCUUUCUUCUGAGUUCAUAUAAUAUUUCAGAUGCCACACAAAUGUAUAAAAAAAUUAUCACAAAAAAUUAUUUUCAUUUCCUUAGAUGAGAAGUCGAGCUACACCUAACUCACUGAUUUUUGAGAAUGCUUCUAAUAAAAGUUUUGUUCACUGAAAAUAUCAUGAAUGUUCUGCCCCUUAUGCAUAAUUUUGUGAAUCAAGUGUUAAUUGUGUUUCUAUGAUUACAUUUUUUAUCCACUUCAUACUUUUGUUUCUGGGGUUGUUUGCCUCAGAGGUCACUGCUGUCCAACAAAUGAGCAGUUGUAUUAUGGUAGCAGAGUUCUUUUCUAAUGUUUGUUGUCGACUGUAACAAGGGACCAGUCAGACUACAUGUAAGAAAAAUUGCUGUGGUAAUACUUUUUAAAAACAAAACAGUGCCUUUUAUGAUAAGUAGUGCAGUAAUGUUCAGAAAAUAA